GGAGGUUCAUACUUAACUUGCCAGCCGUUGGGCAGGGAGGGCGGUGUGGGGUCUCUCUCUUUGAAGUCUCUUCUCCCCGAGUCUGGGGUGAGAGGAAGCGUGGAAACGGCGCACCGGGUCAGGAGAGACAGUGGUCUCUCGUCGAGCCCCACCCGCUAUUGAGAGACGCUGCCUUGGAAGGCCCCUGAGGAAGGCAAUGACUGAGUACAAACUGGUGGUAGUAGGAGCUGGGGGUGUUGGAAAAAGUGCCCUGACCAUCCAGCUUAUCCAGAAUCACUUCGUAGAUGAAUAUGAUCCUACUAUUGAGGAUUCUUACCGCAAACAAGUUGUUAUUGAUGGAGAGACUUGUUUGCUAGACAUCCUGGAUACGGCAGGACAGGAAGAAUAUAGUGCCAUGAGGGACCAAUAUAUGAGAACUGGGGAAGGCUUUCUUUGUGUGUUUGCCAUUAACAACAGCAAAUCAUUUGCAGAUAUAAAUCUUUACAGGGAGCAAAUUAAAAGAGUGAAAGAUUCAGAAGAUGUACCAAUGGUAUUAGUGGGAAACAAAUGUGAUUUACCAACAAGAACAGUAGACACCAAGCAGGCUCAUGAAGUAGCAAAGAGCUAUGGUAUUCCAUUCAUUGAGACAUCUGCCAAAACAAGACAGGGUGUUGAAGAUGCUUUUUAUACAUUGGUUAGAGAAAUCCGUCAGUAUCGAAUGAAAAGGCUCAACAGUAAUGAAGAUGGAAAUCAAGGCUGCAUGGGGGUGUCGUGUCUUGUGAUGUGAUGAGCUGCCUUUGAAUCAUCCAUCCGUUCAAAAUUGAAUCUUAAUUCCACUGUUGCAUUUCAUGACGAUGCCUUGGCCAGUAUCAUGCAAGUUGCCAAUUGAUCAAUACUAAAACAUUAUAUCAGCACCAGAAGAUACUGUUUCUGAACAUCUACCUCUUUGCUCAGUUGAGCAUGCAAAGAAAAUCUCAUAUGUUACGUGUGGGAUUUUUUACUUUCCUUUCUUGGGUAGGUUCAAACAGAGAAACUGAUUAAAUGAGAACUAUAGAGGCCCAAUGCCUUGAGAGAAAUAACAUCUCAUUUUCUGGAAAGAAGUCUGGAAUGAAUUGUGAUCAUGCUAUUCCGAAAAAGCAAUUGCACAGCAUUGUAUGGUAACAUUAUGCUUGAUUUCCUGUACGCCAUUUUUAACCAGGAUAAUAUUUGUCACAUUUCCUGUACUAUGUACUUAAAUAUUCCUAUUGUACAUUAGGUUAAUCACAUCUAGUUCUAACCUCUUUAAUUCUGGCCUUUUUAUAACAAAAGUAAAAUUAUUUGAUUUUCAAGUGCCUCUUUACAAAGGCAAGCUAGACCUUAAGCCUUAUCAUGCUGGUUGCAGCUCUGAUUCCUAGCUGACCCAUCCUGAAUGUUUAAAGCUGACUCAGUUCAUUGGUCUGUGUUAACCCAGUAUUAUCUAUGCUCGGCUUUAUUGUCUUAUCCUUCUAUUUGGGCUUCCCAAUGAACUAACUGUAUGUGGGAACUUUUGCAGAAGGUAUUUACCAGCACUGGGCUUAGUUGUCAGAGUUCCUCACAUCAUUGGAUGAAAAGCACUUUGAGAUUAAGAUUUUCCUGAGGAAAUAGCAGUCAAUUGCUAUUUUCCAGUUUUAAAUAUAAUACAUUCCAUUUACCUUGUGCUUGAAGGUACUGGUGUUUUCAUCAGGACCGCUUAUUAGCUGUGAAUACUGUCAAUAGCUGUUACUCCAUUCUCAGUCAUAAAACAUGGCUGUGUGAAGUUUGUGUAGAAAAAAAAAUCUGUUUUAUCCCAGCUAUUUCUGCACUUCUAUUUUUAGUUAAACUUAUUUACUCCUUUGAUACCUUUGUCAAGCACAGUGUCUUUAGACGUAUUAGCAAAGAAAUGUAUUUAGGGAUCAACUUCAUUGGCAUUUGUUUUGAAAGCUCUCUCCCAGCUACUGCUGUGCAGUGAAACUAGAAGUGAAGAGCUAGGGUAAAAUGGAACUAGAGAAGUAGAGGGUGACUUUAAUUUUCCUGCUGCUUAAAAGUAGGAUUAAAUUGAUAACUGUACAUUUAUCCUUACAAAAUAUGGAGCUGGAUUCCUCAGUAGUCUCCAUACCUCUAUCAUAAAAGAAAAGGAGCUGUGAGUUUUCCUUUGCUGAGGAGUAGUUGAUUGGGUUACUAUUUAUAUGAUGUAUCCAAAAUCUGGUCCUGAAUACCAUGUGUGUAUAUCAUCUCACUUUCAAGGGAGUGAGGGAACUGCCUUCACUGAAAGUAGAUGCUUAAAAUGAUGUGAGGUGAUAUAAAAGCUGUCUGUGUGACUGUUUUACAUAUCUGAUUGAUGUGGUUAUGUUGAUUGAAGCACAGAAAUGACUUCAAUAGAAAUGGAGUUUGUAGUCAUUAAAUGUUUACUGGUUUACAAUAUUGCCAUUUUACUGCAUACAUUCUAAAGUUGGAUAGAAAACCACUGUCCAACCUAAUCCAAACUAUCUAAUCACCAAGUGAGAAAGUUGGCAUAUUAUUUCCUAAAUAUAUAACUUAAUGGAUCAUUUCAGGCAUACUUGAUCUGAAGCUAAUUUCAUACAGCAUUACAUAGGGCCAUACAAUAAUGUGUUCAUAUGCUUUACUGCUGGCUAAUCUGCUAAUAUUUUACCAAGAAAAUCAGAGCUCUUUUUCUUGAGAAACUGAUGUCAUCUGAGCAAUACAUUGAUACUCUUUAAAGUCCUUUUACAUGUUGCUCCAUAGCAUUCAAUUUUUCCUUAGUAUGAUUCCUUUGUUCUGUGGUAGAUAUGUGGCAUAUACUCUGGUGAACACAGUGAAAUUUGCUUAAUUUCAAUAAAUUGGCCAGCUGUGUAAAGUACAGGAGCACUACUGCAGAACAUGGGACCAAGCUGUGUAAAGUACAGGAGCACUACUGCAGAACAUGGGACCGCUUAAAUAGAAGUACAGUGAAUUGUUGGGCUUAAAAGAAUUAUUGAUACAUCACACCUCUUGGUUAGCAUUUGCAGUUUGAAAUUAUAAUUCCAGGAACCUGAAUAUUAAAUGUCAUUUUUGGCUUAGUGUUCUGCAUGUUUGCCAAUGAAUCUGAGAAGCACAUAGUAAUAUAUUAGUAAUUUUCCAUCUGGGGUUCACUUGUAUUAAAUGAUGUUUCAUCACAAGUGAAACAUAGGUUAAUUAAAAAGCAGCUUGUAGAAUGAAGUAGGUGAAAUCAGUUAAUUUGGGUGAGGGAAGCAAUUUUCAAACAACUUUGCUUCAGCAUGUAAAACAUUUUAUCUAAAAGUGGUAACAUUUGUAAUUCUUGCCUUCUUUCAGGUCUUGAAAUUUCCUACAUUUACAUUUGUAUUAUAUGCAGAGGAUGUUUUGGUGGCUAAUCUGGGCCACAACAAUAUAUUAUUCAUGAGUAGUCUGUCUUCUCCAGAUCACUGUUUGUCUCUUUCUGUAGCACUAAGCAAAAAAGGGAUUCAAUGGAGAACAUUUUAAAUAACACACAGCAGUGAUAAAUAUGAAGUUAAAUCUCAUGUACAUGUAGUCCUUGACUUACAGCCACAGUUGAGCCCAAAAUUUCUGUUGCUAAGCAAGGCAGUUAAGUGAGUCAUAAAGUCAUUUUUUUCAGUGGCGUAACUUUGAAUAGUCACAACCAGUCAUUAAAUGAAUGGUUGUAAGUUGAGGACUAUAUAUUAGGAAAUUUAGGAAAGCAAGCACACAGAUUAUUUAUAUAGAAUGGUUCUCACAAAUUGCCAUGAACAGAUAUAUAACUAAAAUAAGUGCAUAGUUUUGAAUAAGAGUAUGGUAUGUGCUGAUAGUGUCUGUUGGUUGCAGAUUUAAAAAAUAGUGUUUUAAAAUAACUUUUACAACCAUGUUCCUCAGCUGAUCAGGCAUAUCUUUGUAUUAUUUUAGAAAAGAAUCUCACUGAUUCAUGUAAAUCUGCAAAGCCCUUUCCAAAACAAGCUGGAUUUUUAUUUUACUCGGCUCACAACAUUGAAACUUAGAUAUGGAAGAAAAAAUCUAUUGCAAGCUGGGCUUCCAAUUACGGUUCCUUGUUUUUCUUCUAACUGAUUAUAAUAAUGCUGUUGAAAUUACACUAAUAAUUUGCUGUAGGUGCCAUACAUGUUAAUUUUGCUGGACUGUUGAACAGAAAACAAGAUUACAGUGUUUGAUCUGCUUAAUAUUUUUAAACAUUUUCCAUUACUAAAAGGAUAUGCCUGAUACAGCAGGAUAAUAAUAUGCAAACUUAGACAAAAUGUUGAUUCUUUUUAAAGGAAAUGGUUUCCUUCACAGGAUGAAUGGCUUCUGUAAGUUGCCUACUGUGUCAUGUGUGGAUUGUCUUGUUUAAUGUUUCAGAAUGUUUAAUAUACUGUUUCAGAAAUAUUUGUGCCCAUAUGAAAAUGUAAUUGAUCCACUGAAUCUUAUGGUCAGUUUCUUGUGUUAUUUUCGAUCUGUGGUUGUUUUGUUUUGUUUUUUUAAAUACCUAUAUUGAUUUCUAAACUUUGGUAAGAUACAUUUGGACUGUUUGAAAACAAAAGUGCCUUUGUUACCUAAUAAA
Molecule: messenger RNA, 4516 nt
Organism: Notechis scutatus (mainland tiger snake)
Lineage: Eukaryota; Metazoa; Chordata; Lepidosauria; Squamata; Elapidae
Gene: NRAS
Product: NRAS proto-oncogene, GTPase
Biological process (GO): signal transduction
Cellular component (GO): membrane
Molecular function (GO): GTPase activity; GTP binding
Source: RefSeq, a predicted model, not a curated record